AUGUCGACCAAAAAAAACAAACCCAAAUACAGUGAUUUACUUCAACUUGCUAAAAAACAGUUCAAAGAUGAAAAUUACUCAGGCGCGGUUUGUUCUCUAACUAGUCUUAUUGAUUAUCAAAAGUUUCACAAAAAUGAUCAAAUUACAAUUGAAGCAAAAUUUUGGUUAGCAAAAACAUAUGAAAAAGGUUUCAAAAAUAAAACAGACCAAGCUGUUCACUACUAUCAUGAAGUUUUUAAUAGUAGUAAUCUACAAUUCAAAGAAAAAGCCAGAGAUUGUCUUAUAAAUUGCUACUCUCAAGGAAUCGGUGUUAAAAAAGAUAUUGUAAAAGCUGAUGAGCUUUAUAAUGGGAAAUUUAAAAAUAAAUAA
Messenger RNA from Racocetra fulgida, 369 nucleotides. The record is from the annotation of a GenBank genome assembly. Lineage: Eukaryota; Fungi; Glomeromycota; Glomeromycetes; Diversisporales; Gigasporaceae.